Lolium rigidum is the source of this 786-nucleotide messenger RNA. Its product is annotated as probable WRKY transcription factor 38. Gene Ontology annotation, molecular function: sequence-specific DNA binding; DNA-binding transcription factor activity. The record is from RefSeq and is a predicted model, not a curated record. Bases 1 to 786 code for a protein of 261 amino acids. NCBI's taxonomy places the organism in Eukaryota, Viridiplantae, Streptophyta, Magnoliopsida, Poales, Poaceae. Gene Ontology annotation, biological process: regulation of DNA-templated transcription. The transcript is spliced from 3 exons.
AUGGCUAAGAGCGAGAGCAACAUGGUCAGCUCCAGCGGCUGCUCUAAUGGAGCACAUAAGAGGCUGCUGCAGCAGGAUAGCAGUGGUGGAGGCUAUGCCCAACAGCACGCCAAGAAGAAGGCUCGCAUCGGCAUGAGAACAGACUACACAUAUGCACCGUAUCAUGAUGGCUUCCAGUGGAGAAAAUAUGGGCAGAAAAUGAUCCGGGGCAAUGCAUUCCCAAGAUGCUACUACCGGUGCACGUACCACCAGGAUCUUGGCUGUCCGGCGAGCAAGCACGUGGAGCAGCACAACUCCGGGGACCCGCCUCUGUUCCGGGUGGUCUACACCAACGACCACACAUGCAGAGGCGCGGCCGAUGCGGCCUCGGACUACAUGGCUUCGUCGAUGCACAUCCAACAGAUCGCCGAUGCUUCCCUGAGAAAGGUGCCGGAGGUGGAAACUAAGCCGGCGCCGCUCACGCAGCUGGCUCGCUGCGGCCGUGGUUUCGCCGCCGCGAUAAAAGAAGAGAAAGACGCCAUCGUCUCCUCCCUACUCACCGUCAUCAGAGGCUGCGACGACAACAUCGUGAAAUCUGACCACUCCGCUCGUGUGAACUACAGAGAUUCGUUGUUGGCUAGUAACUGCUACAGGGAUUCACCGGCGAUGGCCGGAGGUAGCCAUGACGGCAGCAGUAGCUCCUCGGUUUCGCCAGUGGUGCUGCCGGCGCACCAUGACCUAGGGCUGGACUUCAUGGUGGACUCCAACUGGUUCGAGCCUUUGGAUUUGGGUUGGUUCAUUGAAUAG